CAUGGCCGAGACCCUUUUCUGGUUGCGCUGCCUGACUAUAUAAAUAUCUUCGCCAGCCUCUCAGCGCGAGCGAGCUCACUUCUUCCUCCUCUCUUCCUGUUCCAUUUCCUAUUUGAUCUCGUCUCCGUUUCUCCGGCCCGGAGAGGAGAAUGAGUUCCCAGAUAUGCAGAGCCGCUUCGAGGAGUGCGAGAACGCUCUUUGCCGCCUCCCGGAACUCGGUUCUCUUCUCCAAAGGGCGGGCAGUGGCAGAGGCAUCUGCUGCUUCUUUCAGAGGAAGGAUGUCUAGACUGGCUUCAGUUUGUCAGCAGAAAGAAGCCAGGAGUACCUUGAGGGCAUGGCUUUCUGGAGCUCUAGUUCUUCCUGCAGCAGUAUAUAUGCUUCAGGAUCAGCCCGCACAAGCUGCUGGGAUGGAGCGCAUUUUUGUUCUUAUCAAGCCCGAUGGGAUGAAAGGACGACGGAUUGCAGAAAUUAUUGCUCAUUUCGAGCGCCAAGGGUUCGAGCUUGUGGCCAUUAAGCUGGUGCUUCCAAAACCAACAAAGGACGUUUGUGAAAAACACUAUCGCCAAUUCAGCGCUAGGGGGUCUUACGUCGAUACGUUAUGCAAAUCUCUCUGCUCAGGUCCCGUUCUUGUAAUGGUUUGGGAAGGGAAGUCUCAAACAAUUGUUGGAGACCUUGCUGUCUUGGCUAAACGGAACAUCAUUGACCGAAGCACUGAUAGUGAAACUGCAAAGUCUUGGAUCGAUCUUUGGUUCAAGUAGGAGAAUAAGCAAAGUCAGUAACCCUGACUUCACCUAGGUCUCUCAAAGUGAGUAAGCAACUGAUUUUCCUUUUGAAUUAUACUGGUUAUAUUUGUCACUGCAAAUGUAUGGUGCCAUAUUGAGUUCUAGCUCUGUGGCUGGGAAUCGAACUUGGAAGUUUGAUGUAAAAAGCCUUCACCACUUAUUACUCAACUCAUUGGUUGAUCAUUUUCCUUUCAAGGGGUUUCUCACUUGGGCAACUUGGUUUUGAUUAACCUAUGAUAAUAUGGUUACUAUCAAAAUUUGCAAAUUAGUAUCUCAUCA
This is a messenger RNA of Nymphaea colorata (pocket water lily), 1061 nucleotides long. RefSeq names its product nucleoside diphosphate kinase III, chloroplastic/mitochondrial-like. The record is from RefSeq and is a predicted model, not a curated record. Bases 150 to 758 code for a protein of 202 amino acids. Lineage: Eukaryota; Viridiplantae; Streptophyta; Magnoliopsida; Nymphaeales; Nymphaeaceae. Gene Ontology annotation, biological process: CTP biosynthetic process; GTP biosynthetic process; UTP biosynthetic process. Gene Ontology annotation, molecular function: nucleoside diphosphate kinase activity. The transcript has 7 exons.